This is a messenger RNA of Acytostelium subglobosum LB1, 315 nucleotides long. RefSeq lists its product as hypothetical. The record is from RefSeq and is a predicted model, not a curated record. NCBI's taxonomy places the organism in Eukaryota, Evosea, Eumycetozoa, Acytosteliales, Acytosteliaceae. The transcript has a single exon. Bases 1 to 315 code for a protein of 104 amino acids.
AUGGACUCGUUCAGGCAAGGAACUUUGGCACUCAACCGCGUUUCAGUCAAAGACGACAAUCACAUUCGUACACCUGCCUACUUCACCAACUCUAGCAUCGACGACACUGUUUUCUUCUACAUGCGUUGUGGUGAAUUCCGUUUUGAAGGAUACGGCGGAGCCCAGAGCACCAAGUCGCCCGACUUUGGUUGCUUCAGAGCCAACAUCAAGGGAAAGGAUGGUCAUCUGAUUUUCACACCCAACUUCAGACCAAUGAACGCCUACAAUCUGGAGAACGCGUACAGGACCAACCGACAAUCCUUCACCCAACAAUGA